Molecule: messenger RNA, 1697 nt
Organism: Spizellomyces punctatus DAOM BR117
Lineage: Eukaryota; Fungi; Chytridiomycota; Chytridiomycetes; Spizellomycetales; Spizellomycetaceae
Exons: 2
Coding region: 499-1428 (309 amino acids)
Source: RefSeq, a predicted model, not a curated record
ACAAGGCGCGCCUAAUAUGCGGACUCCCCGCUGCCGUUUGGGGAUUAUAUGAGCCUGCCCUAAGUAGGCGUGUUCCAGUGAGUUUGACGACAGAGGGGAUCUACAGCACAUCUCUGGUCAGAAGUAGACCUCGUCCGUAUCGAGUCAAGAACGCUGUGACUAGGACGGAGUGGGGAAGAAGGAGAUACAUAUCGGGUGGAUGACUGACUGACGUCGCCGGCGCCUUGGUCCAAUCCCAUCACUUGUGUGUUUUUCCUGUAUACGGCGCACGUUCAGGAUUUUGUGGUAGACUGUAACCGCUGCAAGUGUACCCUGGGACCAGUUCGGUGUGUUACUACAACGCUAUUGGCGGAAGAUCUUUGAACAGCUGGGAAUUCUCCCUAUCCAAGCAACGAUCUCCCUCAUUUAUCGCGUCUGGAUUGGCUAGCCCAUCCGUUCUUUGUAUUCCUCGGUCUCUGUGUCUCUCUCUCUCAGAGCCUGGUGACCUCGCGCUGAACCAUGGCCAGCGGAGCUGCAGCUCCAACGAUCAUUGAUGAAAUGAUUCAUCAGGAUGAUGAGCCCGCUACACCAUCUUCUGAAGCCGCAACGUCCGUUCCCGACUCAAGCAGUUUGGUCGGUCUGGAUCCCUCUGGUGCAGUCGGCAUCUGGGUUCGGCUUGUGACGCUCAAUGAGGAUGUGUAUGAAGGGCUAAUAUAUGCAUAUGAUACUGUUCUGGGAGUAAUGGUUUUGCAAGCCUUGUCGUCGGAACCGAGUGCCUCACCUGAACCUGGAAAGCCAAGUCAGUCUGCCAGUGAGACGUCACCUACACCUGCAGCUGCGCCCAAGUCAAACGGCAGGCCCUUGAGCUUUGCCGCCGCCGCAGCAGCUGCCGCCUCCCGGUCUUCCUCGUCUUCCCCACCGCCGCCAAAGAAACCAUCAUCAUCCGCUUCUUCUGCCUAUACCUCUUCUGCGAUGGCAAACGGUUCAAGCAUCCAGAAUGGAGCACUCAAGUUUGAUUUCCAUGUUGUGAAGCUGAACCACAUUAAGGAAGUGGAGCCUCUUGCACGUUUGGGAGACGACGAACUGGACGGCGAGAACGGUCGAAAGGGAAAGCAGAGCAAGGUUCCGCAGCCCCUUCCAUUGUUGGUACCGGUGGGUCAGGUCCCUCUCGAUAAGCUAGUUGCCCGUGAACAUGCGGCUGUUGCGAGGAUAGGUGUGGGAGUCCCGGCGGAGGCGCAGGACAUCUUUGACAACCUUUCUAAAACGCUGCCAACAACGUGGCGUAAACGCUCCAUAAUCGUUAUGGACGAAAUCGAAAUUGUUCCGCCAUACACUUCUGGUGAUUGCAGAGUUAUAGCGGGGAAGGGCCAUGCGGAAAGUGCACUGGCGCGUGUCAAGAAGGUGCUGGAGGGUGUGCGAACAAGGUUGGGGUUGGAGGUUGGGAAGUGAAUAGGCUGAUGUUGCUUGUGAGGAAUGGCAAAAGGAGGCUGGCUUACAAACUCGCCUGCGUCCAGUUGAUGUCUCAGGUUAUAUUUUGUUUUUUUUUUUUUUUUUUUUUUUGCAAGCGAGAAAUGUUUGUUGCUCCUGAAAUUAGAGGUUUGAUAAAGCUUUCACAGAUAGCCUGCGCGCCAUUGUGAUGACGACUGCUAUAUAUGUAUGUUUGCAUAGGCGGAAAAUGCUAUGUAUAUGUACACUGGUAAUCAAACCGCACUUGCCCA